Camellia sinensis is the source of this 711-nucleotide messenger RNA. The record is from RefSeq and is a predicted model, not a curated record. NCBI's taxonomy places the organism in Eukaryota, Viridiplantae, Streptophyta, Magnoliopsida, Ericales, Theaceae.
GUUUUCUUCUAAUGGAUAACAAAUAGAUUGUUUUGCAUAUUUAAAUUUCCAAAGAAAAAUACCACAAACUCUAAUCCUCGAUUAGCACGCUAUCUGGGAAGCAAAAUUGAUUUGACUACCAUUUGACCAGCAACCCAAUAUUUUUCCUCCGCAUAAGUUGGGCAUGUUACUGCAUCAAUGGCAAGGCCUGGUGUUCAAAAAUGGAUUACUUCAUCAAAAAGCAACUGGAGGACGACUAAAGAUCAAACACAAGAAGAAUAAGGUCAAGCUCGCAGUCUUGCAGUUCUACAAGGUUGAUGACUCUGGCAAGGUUCAGAGGUUGAAGAAUGAGUGCCCAAACGUCGACAUGGCAAGAUCUUACUGUCAACCACCUCAUCUUGUUGGACUUGACCUGCAAGGAGCAUUGGAAUUAUUAGCAAACAAAAUUUUGAUAGUAACCCUCCAUGAAAAGAUAUUUUUAAGAGAACAUAUAAAAUGCAUGAUGAUGUAGAGUUCUCUGGAUGUCUGAAUUUUCUCUGAAUGUUUGGAGAGAAUUUCUCUGGAUCAAAUUUUUUCUGUAUUGAUGUUGAGGACCUUAGAUAUUAUGAAAAUAUUGAAUGUCUUUUAUAUUAUAACAUCUUAAUACCAGGGACUCUAAAAAAAAUCUCCCCAAUCAUAAUAUCAUAGAGCAAUAUGUGACCGUAUUCUAGAAAUACUCAAUAAUCACUCAAU